UUUUAUAAGACGGGAUGAUAUUUGAUAUUUAUUCUACUAUCAGCCCAAGUGUUAUGUGACUUUUAGACGAAAUUGAAUCGCAGAUUGUGAUAGCACAGUAGACUAGAUAAAAUCAGUGUGUGGAAUAAAGCAACAUGUGUGGAGGAUUUACUUGUUCUAAAAACGCUUUAAUCGCGUUAAAUAUUCUAUAUGUUGUGGUUGCUUCUAUCCUGAUAUCCGUUGCUGUGUAUGGGCAAGCAUCGGCGCUGGUCACAAAUUUGCCCAUAGUUGGAGGCAUACUGGCAUGUGGCGUAUUUCUUAUACUUAUCUCUCUACUGGGAUUGGCUGGUGCUGUGAAACAUCACCAAGUUAUGCUUUUCUUCUACAUGGUGAUUCUGUUCCUGCUAUUCCUUGUACAGUUUUCGGUAGCAUGUGCAUGCCUUGCUGUGAACUCUGAUCAACAGCAACUUAUGGCUCAAGAGGGCUGGAAUACGGUAAAUAUGGAUGUGAAAGAAGAAGUUCAAAAAAGAUACAAAUGCUGUAGCUUCCAGAGUAGAAUUGUGCCCCCUAAUGGAACUGCUGACUUUCCUGCAUGCAGUGCUAUUGAUAGAAUUUGCUGUUCAAACAUGGAGGUGACACCUGAGUGUUGGUGCCAACCGUGCAUGGAGAAUCUUAAAGAGACCAUUGACAGUGCUUUCAAACUAUGUGGUGGCAUUGGACUUUUCUUCAGUUUUACUGAGCUCUUCGCAGUUUGGCUCGCCCGACGGUACCGCAACCAACCUGACCCCAAUUACAUAGAACCACAUGCUAUAUUUCCCAGGAAGAAUUAUCUAUAUUAAACAAAUUUGCGUUAGAUAUAUUUUAGAUAGAGUUAAGUCUCAAAAAUAGUUAAAUAGUUCAAUUUUAUUAUAGUUGUUCUUAUUAUCAUAAUAGGUACGCAUAUAGCAGGGUUAACUGCGAGUUUAGUUCACGAAAUGUCAAACAUAUAAACAACAAUAUUCGGCUGACGGAGUUGAUAUUUUGACACUUAUUUAAAUAUUCAUCGAACGCUAUCAUAAAAAAGUCAUAGAUAAAGGUAAAAUUAACAAAAUCGUGAUCGAGGAAUUUGCUCAAUAAAAUGUAAGUUACGGGAUAAUGAUGUUAGAAUGCUUUGUUUAUAUGUUUGGCUAUUUCGAAACAAAUCUAUUUUAAGUAUAAAUGCAUUGUUACAGAAAACAUUCAUAAAAAGGCUUUAAUUUGUAUCACUGAUGUAAGACAUGGCCUAACGGAGCACUCACCUCGCGCAACACUGUGAAGGUUAAAUAUUUCUUUAGAAAGUUAUUUCAUUUUGUAUUGCUCCGUGCAUAUUGUUAUUAUGAAUUGAUCAGACGACUUCUAUUGUAUCAGAUGUAAUGAUUUUCUUUUGCAAUAAAACGCAAUUUAUUGACCUCAAAGCCUGGGUAUCCACUUGGUUAAAAAAAUCCGGAGCGCUUAAUACGUUCUCAAAGUGCUUAUCAUGUAAUAGUUGUUCGAAUCGGUGUUGAGUUUUCAAUUGACUACCAGUGAUGCUAUGUGUGUGGAACGGGUAUCCAGUAGGAUCGGAAAAAUACGAAUUAACAUCAAGGUUUAUGAUCGUAUAAAAUUUUGUUUCAAAUGGCGUUGGGUUUUCGGCGACUACCAAUGGAUAUGUGUGCGGGACGCUUAUGUAGGGCCUUCAUUAGCAUCAGAAAUCCGGAGUUAUCUGUAUGUUCCUGAAGGAGAAACGAUCGUCCGUUACGUACUGGUUCGCGAACAUAGUGGUGAUCUACAUAUAGACACGGGAUUUUUGCCGCAAUGGUUUCAAUUAAAAAUUGUCAAUAAUGGACGCAGGAUAUUAAUAAAGCUUAUAAAUGACUGCAGUAGCAUUGCACUACCCUCAGUGUAACUUACCCAGUCAACAAUAGCUUAUGAGUGUUCAAACUUUUCGUUUGAUACUCCUUAUAAAAUCACAGAUUUAAGCUAAUGUGUAAUAAAGAACCGGUGGUUGAGUCACAACAAACAGACUGACUCGACGUUUCAAAAGUGCUUAUAAACUUAGCCUACUUGAAAUAAAUGAAUUUUGAAUUACGUCUCAUCGUCGUAAAUCAUAGUUUAUACGAAGCCAGCGUCAGUCUAGCGGGAAUAGAGCGCCUGGAUAUUUUUGUGAUCAGUGACCUCCGCCCGUGGUUCCGCGACAGCAUUGCCAACACUCCAAUCGCUGUUUUGUAUUCUUAGAGUGCAUUUUCUCGUCAAUUCAUUUUCUGUUAACGUCAAACGUGUGCAAACCACAAGAAAAAUCCAGGAAGGACUGUCCUCCUCUAAACAACUAGGGUCGGGCUAGCGGUUUCUUUUCUGUGAAACUGGCUUUGUGUAAACCAUGCUUAAGAGUAAGUGUGCAUACGGUCGACCUAACGUCAACUUUUGAAAAAAAAUGUGUUUUUUUAAUCUUUACGCGUGGACUAUAAAUUCAGAAAAGAUGGCUUUGUUAACACAAGGGUCAUUGAGCGUUUUAGAAGUACUGUUGUACACAGAUCUCGAAACAAAUUUAUAAAUUAAAUAAUUGUAGACAAUUGCGAUCCCUUUUAUUGUUUUCUUUGUGGAAAAAGACAACACCUUUUUUAAACUUGUCAAAUUUGUUAAGUUUAGUGUAAAAAAUAAUUGCCAUGAUUACUUGUCUUUUAUAACGACUGCAAUUGUACCUACCUAUGUGAAAAACGAUGUCUUACUUAAACGGCUUUAACAUUUAAAUAUUCUCAUAUUUGUCUAAGAAUGUUUGAAGGCUUGACUUCCAAUGUAGCUAGAAAUAUGUGUGUAUGUUAUACUAUAUCAAGUGUGUUAUGGAUCCCCCGUUUUAAUGUGUGUUUAAUAAUAUAACGAGUAUAAUUUAUUACCGUUUAAAAAAUAUUUAUUGUCGCCAGUGUGUAAAUAUUAAUUUCUGAGUAAACUAUUUCUUAGAUAUAGUCAUAUGUGCUGUGUUUUAGUAGGUUUUAGUAAAGAAUAGGACUGUGAGUGACCUUCCUAAGCAUUUCCAAAUAAUUCUAUUAUUUUUUGUGUGUUUCAUUUACUAGUCAAUAACGUACUGAGUUGUUAUUCCAUGCUCUACUUUGCACGCAUUUUAAGUAUCUAUUGGGAUGAUUCGUAUAUUUUGUAAAAAAAACUAUCGGCACUAUUUUUAUCCGUGAGGUGUUAUUACGUAUAGUAUCCGCACUACCUUGCAGAAGGAGAUAAUUUCUGAGAGUACUUGGAAAUUUGUCUUAGUGUCAGGCUCGAAUCUUAAUUCCUAGCUUAGACAUGUAAUAGCAUAAUAUCAAUUACCAAAUUAUGUAACUUACGGUAAUGUUAAGACAGUUAAAGAGAAAGAGAGACCCAAUUUGUAUACUAAAAAAUCAAAGUUACGUUUUCCUAACAAUUUUGUGUCAUUAAUUAUACAGCGAAUAACACCUCACUGCCUUGCCAGUAUUUAGGUUUAUAUUUUGUAACAUAUCAAUUUAUAUUAAAUCCUUAGAUUUAGUUUGUAUAACUCAUUGUUUUAUUUUUAUUUUAGUUAGUAAGUUUAUCGUUUUUUUUACAAUAUAACCACUAUACACCACUUUAGCGAAUUUAAAUAUAUAUGAAGUUUUACUUGCAGUAUGAGUAUAUUUAGCUCAUUAGUUUUUUCAAUUCAGUGUUAAUUAUCAGUUUCAAAUGAAACGAUAUAUAAAUAUUAUGUGUUAUUGCCAUUGUAUUGGUAUGUAAUCCUAUUUCCAAUAAAGUGUUUAAGCA
This is a messenger RNA of Pararge aegeria (speckled wood butterfly), 3738 nucleotides long. It is a transcript of the gene Tsp97E, whose product is annotated as tetraspanin-13. NCBI's taxonomy places the organism in Eukaryota, Metazoa, Arthropoda, Insecta, Lepidoptera, Nymphalidae. Gene Ontology annotation, cellular component: membrane. The coding region runs from base 135 to 818 and encodes 227 amino acids. The record is from RefSeq and is a predicted model, not a curated record. The transcript is spliced from 6 exons.